AUGACAAAACUAUUUUGGCUCGUUAUCGUUUCGUUUGUUGAAGCUAGUAGUUCCAAACCCCUGGGCAUUAGGUGGAAUGCGCGUUUAGAUUGUUUCUACUUUGAAGUCUGUUCAAUUGGUGACAAACAAAAAUAUUCUAAGAGGGAAGUACUUUCGGCUAUAGCGAAGCUGUUCGAUCCCUUUGGUGGGCUAGCCCCAGUUAUUGUUACGGCGAAAAUGAUUAUGCAGAAGGUUUGGUUAGACAACAUUGGUUGGGAUGAUUCGCUUUUGGCGGCUACUGAGGCCGAAUGGAAAAGGUUUGUGCUAUCAUACCCCCAUGUUAACUCCAUAAGAAUCCCUCGAUUGGUUCAGUAUGUUCCUGGAUGUUCUUCUGAAUUGCAUGUUUUUUCCGAUGCCUCUACAAAGGCAUAUGCGGGGGUAGUUUAUAUUCGUGUUGAGUCCCCAGAUGGAAAAAUUUUCGUCAAUUUGCUAUCGUGCAAAACAAAGGUCGCCCCAUUAAAAUCAGUAUCGCUGCCUCGCUUGGAGCUUUGUGGAGCAGUUUUGGCUUCAGAUCUUUUGAAAACUAUAGUUCGGGAAAUAGAUAUUGAAUUCAGUAGAAUUUAUUGUUGGACUGAUUCCACUAUAGUGCUUGGUUGGUUAAAGAAAACCCCCUCCACUUGGACAACGUUUGUCGCAAAUCGUGUUAGUCGAAUACAAGAAAAUAUUGGCAAUUAUAAUUGGUACCAUGUCAAAUCUGAGGAAAAUCCCGCCGAUUUAGGUAGCGAGGUACAUCCCCGGCAGAAUUGUCUGCCUCCCGCCUGUGGUGGCACGGGCCAAGUUGCCUAA
Molecule: messenger RNA, 825 nt
Organism: Musca vetustissima
Lineage: Eukaryota; Metazoa; Arthropoda; Insecta; Diptera; Muscidae
Exons: 1
Coding region: 1-825 (274 amino acids)
Source: RefSeq, a predicted model, not a curated record